This is a messenger RNA of Monodelphis domestica (gray short-tailed opossum), 11397 nucleotides long. It is a transcript of the gene SLC5A3, whose product is annotated as solute carrier family 5 member 3. The record is from RefSeq and is a predicted model, not a curated record. Lineage: Eukaryota; Metazoa; Chordata; Mammalia; Didelphimorphia; Didelphidae. Gene Ontology annotation, cellular component: plasma membrane. Gene Ontology annotation, molecular function: D-glucose:sodium symporter activity. Gene Ontology annotation, biological process: myo-inositol transport; transmembrane transport; inositol metabolic process.
CUUCCCCGCCCCGAGACCUCCCGCCCGCCUCGCCGCGCCCCUUCGGCGCCCUCCCGCCCUUCAGACACCCAAGCCGGUGCCCACGCGUUCCGGGAUGCCUCGUUACGAGCUGGCUUUGAUCCUGAAAGCCAUGCAGCGGGGUUGGUACAGUAGGCCUCACUAGACUUAGCUGCAACUCAGAAUUUCUUCUCCAACAACUGAGUAAAUGCUGAUGGUCUUGUGGAAUGUGGAUUAAAAGUUCGGGCUAAGUUCUCAAAAUUCCAAUUAAGAAGCGGAGAAAAAUUUAAAAAGUGUCUCCUUCAAAGUUUGUCACAACCAACACCAUCAAGACAGCAAAUCAAAGGACAAAGACUUGACCUGCUAUAUAAUAGAUGUAGUCCGGUCCACGCAUGGCUUAAAGACUUGGCUGGGGGGAUCCAAAAAGUAAAGUUGACCACGUCUGUCUGUCCUUGGAAGCUGUUGACUCCUGAAAGUCACCGAAAUGAGGGCUGUGCUGGAGACAGCAGACAUUGCCAUUGUGGCCCUGUACUUUGUGCUGGUCAUGUGCAUUGGCUUCUUUGCCAUGUGGAAGUCCAAUAGGAGCACCGUGAGUGGAUACUUCCUGGCGGGGCGCUCUAUGACCUGGGUAGCUAUCGGGGCCUCUUUGUUUGUGAGCAAUAUUGGCAGCGAGCACUUCAUUGGGCUGGCGGGAUCCGGAGCCGCCAGCGGAUUCGCGGUGGGUGCGUGGGAGUUCAACGCCUUAAUGCUUUUGCAGCUGCUCGGAUGGGUUUUCAUCCCCGUCUACAUCCGCUCGGGCGUGUACACCAUGCCCGAGUACUUGUCCAAGCGCUUCGGCGGCCACAGGAUUCAGGUCUAUUUUGCAGCCUUGUCUUUACUGCUCUAUAUUUUCACCAAGCUUUCCGUCGAUCUGUACUCAGGGGCCCUCUUCAUCCAGGAGUCUUUGGGCUGGAACCUCUACGUGUCUGUGAUCCUGCUCAUCGCCAUGACGGCUCUGCUCACGGUCACGGGCGGCCUCGUGGCCGUCAUCUACACGGACACCCUUCAGGCUUUGCUCAUGAUCGUGGGGGCGCUGACGCUCAUGGUCAUCAGCAUGAUGAAGGUGGGCGGCUUCGAGGAGGUGAAGAAAAGGUACAUGUUGGCCAAGCCCAACGAGACCUCCAUUCUGUUGACCUACAACCUGUCCAACACCAAUUCUUGUCACGUCCACCCCAAGCCGGACGCGCUCAAGAUGCUGCGCGAGCCCACGGACGAAGACGUCCCCUGGCCCGGGUUCAUCCUGGGCCAGACUCCGGCGUCCGUGUGGUACUGGUGUGCUGACCAGGUGAUCGUGCAGAGGGUCUUGGCCGCCAAGAACAUCGCCCAUGCCAAGGGCUCCACGCUCAUGGCCGGCUUCUUGAAGCUUCUGCCCAUGUUCAUCAUCGUGGUGCCGGGCAUGAUCUCCAGGAUACUCUUUGCCGACGAUCUUGCCUGCAUCAACCCGGAGCACUGCAUGCGAGUGUGUGGGAGCCGGGCCGGAUGCUCCAACAUCGCCUAUCCGCGCCUGGUCAUGAAUCUGGUCCCCGUGGGCCUCCGAGGACUGAUGAUGGCUGUCAUGAUCGCCGCGCUGAUGAGUGAUCUGGACUCCAUCUUCAACAGCGCCAGCACCAUCUUCACGCUGGACGUGUACAAGCUCAUUCGCAAAACGGCGAGCUCAAGAGAGCUCAUGAUCGUGGGGAGAGUUUUUGUGGCCUUCAUGGUCGUGAUCAGCAUCGCGUGGGUGCCCAUCAUCGUGGAGAUGCAAGGGGGCCAGAUGUACCUCUACAUUCAGGAGGUGGCCGAUUAUCUGACGCCCCCCGUGGCUGCCCUCUUCCUUUUGGCCAUCUUCUGGAAGCGCUGCAAUGAACAAGGGGCGUUUUAUGGUGGAAUGGCCGGCUUUAUUUUAGGGGCGCUUCGCUUGAUCCUGGCCUUUACCUACCGCGCCCCAGAAUGCGACCAGCCCGACGAGAGGCCAGCCUUCAUAAAAAACAUCCAUUACAUGUACGUGGCCACCGCUUUGUUUUGGAUCACAGGACUCAUCACCGUGGUAGUGAGCCUCCUCACACCGCCCCCCACCAAGGAACAGGUCCAUACGACCACGUUCUGGUCCGUGAAAGUCCCCGGCAGGAAAGAGAGCCUCCCACGAGAGGACCCCUACAAAAUGCAGGAGAAGAGCAUCCUGAAAUGCAGCGAGAACCUCGAGGGGACCAGCCCUGUGGUUCCUAAUGGGAAGUCUGAAGAGAGCAUCAAGAACAUGCAGCCAGAAGAUGUCACUCUCUUGAUGACGUGCAAAGAGGAGAGCAACACGGUGUCUUCGUUAAGCCAUUCCGAGGCCGAGACCCCCGUAGACUCUUACUCCAAUGGGCAGGCAGCUCUCAUGGGCGACAGAAAGCAAGAGAAAGAGGUGGACAGCAGACACCAGUACUGGAAAUUCAUAGAUUGGUUCUGUGGUUUUAAAAGCAAGAGCCUAAACAAACGAAGCCUCAGAGAUGUGAUGGAGGAGGAGGCUCUUUGUUUACAAAUGUUGGAAGAGCCUCCCAAAGUUAAGCUGAUACUGAACAUUGGACUCUUCGCUGUCUGUUCACUUGGAAUCUUCAUGUUUGUUUAUUUCUCUCUGUGAACUUUUAAGGGGAUGGUGAGACAGUAGCUUAUGAGGAUACUUUCUUUGAAAAAAAAUUAUAACUGUUGCAUCUCUCAGGCGUUGUUUGUACUGAGGUUUUAGCCAAAUUUUACUAAGCAAAAAAAUGACCCGUUUGCAAGACUUUUUAAUCUACCCAGAGUUGAACAAAAACAAAACUCUUCAUUUUAAAAGAAGCAAAACUUUUUAGCCUCCUCAGUUGUACAAAUGAAAUUUAAAAUUUCCUUCAAUACCAAAGUAAAAAAAAACUGGUUUUAUCUUAAUGUUAUACUAUGAGAGAACUUAGACCAGCUACCAAUGGGACCUUUAAAACAAAAUAUAUUUAUUUUACAGUACUUUCAACAAAUGUAUAGGAUGUGCUGCCAAGUCUGGGUAGAAUUUUUGACACCUCAGAGUACAAGAUGCAUUCCAAUAUAAUUCUCUUGCAUCUUCUUAACCCUGUUACCCACACUUCCAUUCAAGUUUUCUUAAAAAAAAAAAAAAGAUUCUUGUUGCACAGUCAGAUUUUGCUAUAUAGCUAUUUAUGGAGUUUUAUGGUUAAGUUCAUUUGCCAGUUUUAUUGCCAGAAUUUGUAAGCCAAGAGUUUUUGUGAAACGAAAGGAAAGCUAUUUUCCAAUAGGUAUUCUUUAAUAUAACAGGCUUUUGAGAAUUAUUUCAUGUUCUGGUUUCUUUUCUUUCUUUUCUUCUUUCCUUCCUGGGUCCCUACAAAUUUCAUCAUGCCUUUCCCUUAAGGGAAAGCGGGUGAGAGAACGUGGAUGUGGUACAGUUCACAACUGAACGUUAUUUUUGAGACAACUCAGAACCUAAGUCUUGCUGACCAGCUGGUUGAUUAUCAUCUCUGAAGCGGAUUGAAAACAUUCCUGGGAUGGCAUGCUGUGAAGAGAACACUUUUCUGGUAUUGACGAUGCUCCCUUUGGGGCAGUUGGUUGACAUGGGCUGGCUCAUGUCUGCCUUUAGUAAUUGAGAUCAGAAUACAGAAGUCAUAAGCUAGUUGAAAGUGGCAUAAAAGCACACAUUGAGCAAAUCCAUAAUUACUCUCUUACUGACCCCUGUAUAGCGAUACUGAUCUUCAAUCACCACAUCUUCGUAAAAUUUUAAAAAGAAGUGAAACACUUCUACUCUCUUUGGAUUUUAUCAAAACCAUAUUAAGGGUCACCAAGAUCUUACAACUCCUGGCUUUCAGUCAACCAAGAACCAUUCAUUUAUGAUUUUUGUUUCUAGAUUGAUCUUCUUAUAUUGGGCUACUGCUAAUUGGUCCAAACAUGGUUAAUUUAAAAAGUUAUCUGGUAGCAGAAUGUCUUCCCAUCCCCAUAGAGACUUUGUAGAGGACGUCUGUGGUUUAUACUAAUUGUAUUAAUAGCAUGUCUUUAUGGAGUGCCUUGUGAACAUUAAUGAAUCAUUCUACAUGUUUAGACUCUUGGGAUAAAUAGGUAGGGUCAGCCUUCCAUUGUAUGGAAGAAGCUAAGGCCAUAUUUAUCCAAGAUACCAAGUUGGUAGAAUAAUGAAAGCCAGGUCUCCCAACUUGUGUUUUGCCCAUUAAGAUAUAAUUUUUUAAAGACUAUGUCUGUCAAAAGAUAUUUAAAAGUUAGGAGUUUAAUGAUAACUUUUAAGAAAUGUUGUAAUGUGAGAUUUGUCCUAAUUUAAUUUUCUUUGGUAGCUUAUUGUAUUGCAGUGUGAAUCAUUUGUAUGUUGGCUUGCAUGCUAUUGUUGUCAUCUUCCUAAAUUUCAUCCCACUGAUUUAUAAGCAAUGUUUUUUUAAAACAGAUUUUAAUUAUUUUUUGUUAAGAAUGAAAUGUAGAAUCAUUUGUUCUCUCAUCUCCCUCUAGUUGUCUUAAUUGAUUAUUAUACAAAUAAUAGUAUCUGUGUGUGUAUACAUACAUAUAUAUCAAACCUGGGCUAAUAUUUAUGAAUCAGGAAAGCUAUCAAACUUAUCAACUAAAAAUAUCUGUUAGUUUAAAUUGAAAACCCUGAUUAUUACCACGACAAUGUUUCAGUCAAAAAUAAUAACCUUCAGUUUCAUAGGUGUAUAUAAUUUAACAGAUAAACAUUUCUUUGCAUUCUGCAGGAUUACUUGGACUAUUUUUAAUAAAAUGCUUUCAACAAUAAAGCCAAAUAGGUAUCUCUUCUAGACAUUAGUAUGCCCAUUGUUGUGUAUUAUUUUAGAUAAAGGUUCAUAUUUGGUAUAUGGUAACAGUGAUCAGAGCUACUAAGAGUCAAAAUGAGGGAAAUGAAUGAAUUUGUUCUGAAAAGAAUCAUUUUAGCAGUCCCGUGGUCCAAGUUAUUUUGAUAUUUUAGGUGUUUGCCUUCAUAGGUGUCCUUACUCCCAAAAGGGCAGGGCUUGUAACCCUCUACCCUGGAGUGACUACCUCAGCCUCCCCUCCCCCGGCCCCCUCACCCCCACCCCCAGGGAACCCAUCAAUUUCCCACUCUAGAUAGGAGAAAUAGGAUUCUGAAGGAUUCUUGUUGGCAGCGCCAACAGCUUUUUGUGUCCUUUGGUCAUUCCAGGUUCUAGUCAAAACCUUUGUAUUUGGCUGCCAUAAUACAUUCCCUGUCUUGCAAAGAAUCUGUAGUGCCUAACGAAAGGGGUUGUUGCAAGCUACUUGAGGUGAUACACGGUUACAGUUCCUAGGGAUAGUCCCAUAGAGCACUCUUCGAAUGUCGUUUUAAAACUGGAAUGGAUAUUAUCCAUGUUCUAGAUUACAUUCCUACUUCCUUCCUUAUUCUUCAGUUGAGGUAGUUGAGGUUGAGAGAGAGAGAGAGAGAGAGUUAAUGACUUGCCAUAAAAGCCUAGAGCCAUUCCAGUGUUGUAUUUUUUUUUCUUUUAUGCUAUAUACUACUUACACCUAUUUUUACCAAGGAUCAACAGCAAUUGCAGCUCAAUUUUUCUACCAAUAGCUCUGUGGUCCAGCUGUAUCUAUGGCUACUGACAGAAUUACAGAUGUGAUAUUUUCCAUUUGUGGAUUUAUUGGCAGCUUUUAUAAUCUUUUCCUCUUUUCUACUAGCUAUAUCAAGGCUAGUUUGUCUUAAAAACUUUGCUUCUAUAGCUCAUUUUCAGGUAUAGAAAAUAGAAAAACUGCAGAUGUAGUUGCCCUAAAGUAUAAGGCUCAAGAUACAGGACCAUAUAUCCUUUCAUGGGACUAUGGACACACAUAGGAGUAAAAGUAUUUUCUAGUGCCUCAGACCAUUAAAGCUCAUCAAUUCUUUUAUCCAUUGGUUUGGAAAAAUGAACUAGGCAAGUAAGGAAUUCCUGGAUAAUGUGACUUGGAUAAUAGAAACAUGAGCAAAGUAGUAAAUUUAAAUGACAAAAAUAGAAAUUAUGACUUCUCAAACACAGAUUGGGGGGGGUGGGGGGAUGAAUAUGUUAGAUAUUGACAUUCAACCAUAUUUAGGAAGCCUGAUUUAAUCUUAAAUUUUGUGAUGAACAGAUUUUUAACCAUCAUAAUUCAAGUGAUGACAACGGUUGAUUUUUAUUGGUAAUGAUUUGCUAAUGACAUUUCCCCCCCCAAAUAUUCUUAUAAAGAUUUUAACAUUUAUUUGGCAUGAUAUCUGGUUAAUGCUGAGAUUAUCUAGAAUGAAUUUUAAGCAUGUUCAGAGAGGUGUGACUCCUUUUUUCAUUUUUUCCUCAUCUCAUGCUUUUCCUUUUUUCCUUUUCACAUUUUAAUUGGUCAUUGUUUUAACUUGAAGUAAUUUCAGUUUGUUAUUGCAUGAAAAUCCUCUUUCUUGUUUUGUAGAUUACAAUCCGAAUGAAAGGUCAUUAAAUUUAGUUAUAUAAAAUAGUCUUUAAAAAUAAUAUUUUAAAUUUAUUUUACUUUAAAUUUAACUCUUGAUGAUUUUCAUUAGAAAAUGAGAGCUUUUUCCCAGCUUCACUUGAUAUUCUUAGCUAAUAAUAUGAACCCUAACGAUCCACUGGUAUCAUUUAAUUCUCUGUUGUUUGCUCUAGAUAAAAAACAAAAACAACACAAGCUUGAAGAAGCUCCAGUUAAGGAAGGGUUCAUAUCAGUUUCAUUUAGUGACAGUCGCUUAAUAGAAUAACACAGAGUAAUGCUGUGCUGCCAAAAGGGGAGAAUUUAUAAGUAGUUUAAAAAAAUUACUAUUUAGAGAAAGGGGCAUGAGAAUUGAUGACUGAUGUAGUAUAGAUAAGGUGCUGUUUGAUAAACUAAAAUUUUCAUCUCUUCCAGUUGUUAAAGCAUUAUUUGAUGAAAUUCACAAGGAGUAAUCCUUGACUGCUUCGAAUCAUAAAACUUGGAAAUCGGUUCCUUUUUUUAAAAAAGUAUUAUAAAGCAGAAAUUCCCAACUUUUUGUUGGGACCCUCUGAAUUUGCUGGAAUCCAAAGAAUAAUGUCUAUUUAAAAAGUCAUAAUUGAAAGAAAUGCUAAAUUUCAGUGAGAGGUUAAUGAAAAUAAAAAUGUAAUUUCCCCCCAUCCUAAAAUCUGCCUCUAGACCUCAGUUAAGAACUCUUGCAGUAACACUACACCAACUACCUUUAUGGCAAACCAGAAUAUUUGACAACUUUGAGGCAUUAUUGCCUCUGUGUAGGGGCUUAUCAGGAGGCUCAGGCUUCAUUUCAGUGCCCAUAUGCUGCUACUAUCUCUCAUUUCAUCUAAGUUUCUUUCCAUUUUUCUCCCCAAAUAAUGGGACUAAGACUUAUACUACUGAUAUACCUAUUAAAGAUAUACUGUGAGGAUAAAUGAAUUUGUUUUGUUAUUUUUAAGCACUUUGAGAUUUUUGGAUUGUUAUAUUCAUGUCAAAUGUGGUACUGCCCCAUUUACCCAAUAGUUAGACUUAUAGCACUUGCAGCAAAUGGGACAUAACCAUAACUCUACAAUUGGCUUUCAAAUAGGGGGAAAAAGUACUUGAGUAUUUGAAAUCUUAUUUGUAAAAGUCUGUUAGCCCCUUGACAGGGACUGUGCCUCCUUAUUUAUCUUCACCACCUUAGCAUUUAGCACAGUGCCUUGUUUAGCAAUAGGUGCUUAAUAAAUUUCUGUUUUUAAGUGAAUGAAUGAACAGAAACCCCAUGCACUUUAUUCCAAAAGAGAAGCCCUUACCUAGAGCCUAUUGACUUAAACCAGUACCUUUACCAAGAAUCUUGAUUAUAUGAAGUUUUAGGACUGUAGAAAAGCAGACAGAAUGAUAGCAAUAAGCCUUUUAAAGAUGUGCUGCCUAAUAAGGGAGAAUAUGCAAGGUAUAAGAUGCUACAUAGCCUUAAGGAGUGCUUAGUGUGGUACUGUCUCCUACACACCUGCAAGCCCCUCCUCGGCAUCAUGGCAUUAUAGCACAGUAGAGUGGUUAAUGAUCACCAUAUAUAGAUCACACAGUUGUUAAAACUAUUACAUUGCAAUUUAAAAUGCUAGGGAUAUUUCUUUUAAAAAAAACUUGACACUUAAUUGCAAUUCUGAUUCUUAUUGUAUACCCACCCCUCUUAGAUGACAAGUUCUGGGUCAAUGAAGCAAUUACUGCAAUUUUUUUUUUUAAAUUUGAGAUUUUAGCUUUUCAACUUUUAGGGCAGGCAAUCUGGAUAAUUUUAAAUCAUAUAGAGAUAAAAUUAGCAUGUUUCAAAAAUAAGUUGUUACAUUAUAAAUACUUGUCUGGGUUGAGGAUUUGGAAGUAAUGCCUCAGGAAAAUAAUAGCCCCAUGUAUUUAGUAGAAAGAUUAAAAUUUUCCAGGAAUGUGGAAACCAAAAUUUAUUUGACUCCUCAUUAUAUGGGGAAACAUAGCAUCUCCUGGGUUACUUGUGGUGAGGCUUUUAAAAUUAAGAUUAUCUGUAGUUUGACAUAGUGCCUUCAGGAUGUCAUUUUGACUUUUCUGAGUCGUUUAACUUUAUUGCUAUAAAAUACUAAAUCUUACAGUUUUUUCUUUCAUAGUUUGAUAUAAGUAGGAAGAACAAAUCAAAUAUAUAUAUAUAUAUAUAUAUAUUGGCUCACCAUAUGGCCAACUUUCUAUUAAACUAAAAGAAACCAUAAUGUGAUAUAUUUUAUAUAGUUGUGUUUUAGCUUAAAAUUAUAUUUAUUUUAGUGUUAUAUGUUUAUAUGGUGGGGAAUUUUUAUUUUUGGCAACCGUAUAAAAUUUAUGUAUUCAUUUAUCUCUAGCAUAAUCAGAAAUUCUAAGCUUUUCAAAUUCUCCCUUAAGACUUUUUUUUUCUUUUAUGUUUACCUAUUGUAACUUUAUGAUGUGUUUUCUAAAACUUUUGUGUGAAAAGAAUAAUUUUUAUUUUCUAUGGCGGGGAGCUACAAGUGCAUUGAAAGCCCAGGAUUUAUUCUUUUUAUGUGUAUAUAAAAUAUAUGUAUAUAUACACACACACACAUACACACAAAGCACAACAUAAACGAUUUUCCAAUAUUGCCCAAUCUCAACUCUAAACCCACCAAAAACAUUUCCUUUUUGUUGUACAUAAAGACAAGAGAACCUGAUAUUGGAAAUUCCAAAUAAUAGGUUAUCUACUCAUUUCAUCAGGGAUCCUAAAUUAUCAUCAAUUCUGUAUGUUAUUCUGUGUAUGAUUUUUUGUCAUAGAGGGAACAGGGGAAGCCUAACUAUAAGAAUAUACAAGUAGUGAAAUCUAUUGCCAACAUAUUCAUUGUCAGUAUAGGAAAUAGGGUUGGGUCAUCUGUACCUUCUGUGGCCUUUUUUUCACAGCCUUCUAGGAUGGGCUGGUAUUUAACACUCUUCUUAGGGUCACCAAGUCUGUUUUAAUUGUAAAGUUACUUUGGACAACAUUGCCCAUUAAAAGCAAUUGUAUAAACAGUACUCAGACUUUUAAAAACAUAUGAUUCAUUCACAUUUUAAUCACCUAAAUGCUUUUUUAGAAUUAAUUCCUACACAUUCUUCUAUUUGAGAGAAACUGGGUUUCCUUUUUUCCUCUCUAAAAACAAGAACAAAAACAAACCCCUACCUUCAGCUUUAGAAUUGAUAUUGGUUCCCAGGCAGAAGAGUGGUGGUUUGCCUGGGCUCACACAGCUAAGAAGAAGUGUUUGAGGCCCCCUUUUUUUCCAUUAAUGGGAGACCAAAAUUAAAUUGAAUCAAGUAUUGAACAGUAGACAUGGAAUUUAAAUGAUUGUCAUCCUCUCAGAGUAGCUACAUUGGAUCAUCUUCUUUAUGCAAGUGCAUUCUUCCACUCUAUCCCUUGUCACUGUCUUGACCAAUGAUGCAGUAGUAUUAAUCAUUACUAGAAUUAAUAUUCUUCUGAUCCAUUCAGAGCUGUGUGUGUGGGAUGGAUUUUUGCACAAAAUAGUUUUAAAAAUAAUUCUCAUUGGGGAAAAGUUGUGGGGAAUUCCAAUACUACUGCCCCAAUACUACCGACAUUAGGGUCCCAUAUAAAUUGCACAUUUUUGAACAGUUUCCUUUAAGACUUUAAGAAGGGUAGAGCACUACAGGUAUGUAGUAAAGUAAAGCUCAGAAUGAUUUCAGUGGGGGAGAUGGUCCUUAGGGAAAAGCACCAAGGACACAGAGAGAGAUAGUACAUAGUGAGUGUUACUUUUAAGAAAAGGGCUUGACUUAAAAAAGCUUGUUAAUAUGGUAUUCCUGCUGUACCCUUUAUUAUUGUUUUAAAGUUAAAAUGGUGAUGGGUAAUAAUUUAAAGAAGUUUUUUUUGAAGAUUAUUUUAAAAUGUGAGUGCUCUUUGCAGUUCUAAUAAUGGACAUGCUACGUUAUUGGUGGUGUUUCUUCUCAUACCAUUUUAGUUUAUUAAUAAAAAAAAAAUUAGGAAAAAAGGCAUAGAAAACCAUUCUUACUUUUAGAAUCCCUAUUGUUUAGACCAGUGCUGACUAUCAUAUGGCAAUUCUAUAUAAAAUGUGCUAUGCGUCUCAAUACUUUUAUUUUUAAUAAGGUGGAUAUCAAAAAUAGUUGCUGUGCAAAAUGUUAGUAGUCUUCUUCAAGAAGAAAUAAAUUCUUUUUCUAAUAUCCUGUGAAAUCCAUCCAUUCCUUUACUUUCAAGCCAAAUGUCAGCAGAGUACUGCUGCUUUUAUCUAGUAACUUUGAUAUGUAAGUAUUAAUGCAUUUAAAAAAGAUGUCUGUAAUGAGUGACUUGUUCUAGAUCUAGGCCCACUCAGCUAUCUUGUGCAGCUUUUCUAUGAGAGACCAUUUAAUACACUGGGGCCAUGUACUCAUGUAUAUGUAUUGUUUUCAUUUGUUGGCCAUGUGCACUGAAGACCAAAAAUUAUUGUAAAUGAGCUUGUGGGAAAAUUAAUUUUGUUUUUGUUGUUGUUCAGUUUUCUUUUCAUUGAUUCUCCCUUUCUCUCAAUUUUUGAAAAAUAAAGUGGGCUUCUUUGGUUUCAGCUCAUUGUCCAAUUUAGUUUAAUGCCCAUUAGAAUUUUGGAAAUUAGGUUAAUUCCAAUAUUGAAUGGGGUUUAGUGAAAGAAUAGAUUUUAAAUUGUUAACUGGUCACAACUAAUCUAAUUUCACUAUUCUAACCUAAUGUAUAUUAAAUAUGAUUUUAAAAGUUACAGACAUAUUGUGAUACCAGUUUGUUGUGUUUUCCAAAGUGUUAUAAAAAUUCAGAUGAAUCUGCUAAAAAAAUCAGUUUCCAUUACUGGCUCAGUGUAAAAUAUGAAAAUGUUUUUUGUGUACUUUGUGUGUGUGACUUUGCCAGUUACAUUAGCCUUCAGAAGUAUUUGGAUAUCUUAGACAAGCCACAUUUCUUGCAGAGUACAUUCCUUUCUGUGGUAUUUUGUCUUGUAUCUAAUGUAUAGUAAUUAUUUUAUGGACACAUUUAGCACUAUUGUACCAAGUUUGAAUAAAAAUGGAAAAUUUAAA